CCCCCCCCCCCAAAAAAACCAACCCAUCGAACAAGAAAUCCUAAACCGGACAAGAGAAGGAAAUAGAAAGCGCCAAAAGAGAGAGAAUGACAUCCCUCUCAACCAACACGAAACACAAAACCCCCAUCCUGCUCCUAAAAACCAAAUCAACCCCGCACGACGGCUACCACGAGUUCUUCUCCGCCAGCAGCAACGAGAGAGAAUACGACCCAACUUUCAUCCCCGUCCUCGAGCACCAAUUCCACAAGGAAAACCUCCAGUACAUAAAAUCCCUCUUCGAGGGGGGCGCGUUGAGUCCCGGGCCGCGCAGGAAAUAUGGCGGGUUAAUCUUCACGUCGCAGCGAGCCGUGGAGGCGUUUGCCGAGCUAGCGGGGGAGAUAGAUGAACAAAUUCGAAAAUCCCUCGCCCCGUCUCUAAUCCUGUACACUGUCGGACCCGCAACCGCCCGAUCCCUAGCCACGCUUCGCGACGCCUACCUACCCGGCGCGAACAUCUUCGGUGCCGACUCCGGCACGGGCGAAAACCUAGCUGCCGUGAUGCUGCGCCAUUAUAACUCUGUAUACGGCGGCAUGGGCGUAUCCUCCGAGCACCACGCGGAAGAGCGGGGGAAGCAAGGGAACGAGGCCGGGAUGAGGAAACCCGCGUUGUUGUUUCUGGUCGGUGAGCAGCGCCGAGAUAUCAUUCCGAAGACGCUUAUGGGUGCCGUGCCAGAGAGGGACAGGAUCCGUGUUGACGAGGUGGUCGUGUAUCAGACUGGUGUGGUGGCUGGGUUCGAAGGGGAUUUUGAAGGCGUUGUUCGUAGGGAACUUGCCUGCUGUUUUUCUCGUUCGCAGUGUAGUUCGGCUGGAAGCCAUCCGCGGAAGACAAUCUGGGUUGUUGUUUUCUCGCCGACCGGGUGUGAUGCGAUGUUGAAGGUUCUAAGCCGGGAAGAUGGACUUGUCUUUGGGCGAGAACCGAAUCGAGAAGCAUCUGAGAGGAGGGUUUUUGUUGCGACCAUUGGUCCUACGACGAGAGACCAUUUGAUUAAUGAGUAUAGGUUUGCGCCGGAAGUGUGUGCGAAGAAGCCGUCGCCUGAAGGCGUUGGGAGUGGGAUUGAGGAGUUUAUGAAAGCGUGGGAGGGGAAGUAGUGGCGUUUUAUAUCUAUCUAUCAGGAAUUGUGAUACCCUAUGUAUAUCUUGACACACUGUGUUAACUUUAUAACUUU
Molecule: messenger RNA, 1204 nt
Organism: Aspergillus ochraceoroseus IBT 24754
Lineage: Eukaryota; Fungi; Ascomycota; Eurotiomycetes; Eurotiales; Aspergillaceae
Product: uroporphyrinogen-III synthase HEM4
Exons: 2
Coding region: 87-1127 (346 amino acids)
Biological process (GO): uroporphyrinogen III biosynthetic process
Molecular function (GO): uroporphyrinogen-III synthase activity
Source: RefSeq, a predicted model, not a curated record